AUGUGUCACGUUCCCGACGGUCAGGUCACAACGCCGCUGUUGGACAAAGAACUAGCCCAGCCGAUGAAUGUGGGAUCAGACAAUGGAACUCAGGAUCCAAGUCGUAGUAUAGCUUUGGAUUUCCCCAUGCCAAACUGGACGAGGGCAAAACCGUACAGCAGCAAGCGGCUUCUGCCUCAAACCAUUGCACACAGAGGAUUCAAAGCCGAACACCCUGAAAAUACCCUGAACGCUUUCAAGGGGGCCGUGGAAGUUGGAGCCCAUGCCCUCGAGACUGACAUCCACUUGUCCAAGGACAGUGUGGUUGUACUAUCUCACGACCCCGACCUGAAACGGUGCUUUGGAAAGAAAGAAAAAAUCAUAGACUGUGACUGGGACUAUCUGAGUACCAUCCGCACCACCAAGGCCCCUCACGUACCCAUGCCGCGUCUCCGAGAUCUACUGGAAUACGUUGCGCAACCGGGCCUGGAAAAUGUUUGGCUGCUCCUCGAUAUCAAACUCGACAACAAUUCAGACGACGUGAUGAGACUAAUAGCGAAGACGCUGGCCUCGGUCGACCCUGGUCAACGGGCCUGGGAGGAGAGGGUCGUGCUCGGUAUCUGGGCGGCCAAAUUCCUGCCUUUAUGCAUGAAAUAUUGUCCAGGUUACCCGAUAUCACAUAUUGGAUUCUCGACCAUUUACGCCAGGCAGUUCUUGAAGGUGCCGAAUGUGUCGUUCAAUAUGCUGCAGAAGAGCCUCUUCGGUCCUUUGGGCGCUCGGUUCAUCCGAGACGUUCACAGAGCCAAACGCCCACUCUAUGCUUGGACUGUUAAUGACUCGAACCUCAUGAAAUGGUGCAUUCAAAACAAUCUCGAUGGUGUCAUUACAGACGACCCUAAAACAUUCAAGAAGAUUUGCGACGAAUGGGACGACGAAAAGGAACCAGUAGCCAAAAUGACUUGGGGCCAGUGUCUCUACACGCUGUGGGUUUGGAUCAUGAUCGCAGUUUUUUCUAGGUUCUUCAGGCGCAAAUUCCCAGAGACGGUGGAGCAUUUUAUCCAACAGAACAACUUGAGAGUGAAGGCGGUCGAAACCAUGGAGGAGUGA
Messenger RNA from Fonsecaea erecta, 1086 nucleotides. RefSeq lists its product as hypothetical. Bases 1 to 1086 code for a protein of 361 amino acids. Gene Ontology annotation, biological process: lipid metabolic process. The record is from RefSeq and is a predicted model, not a curated record. Gene Ontology annotation, molecular function: phosphoric diester hydrolase activity. Lineage: Eukaryota; Fungi; Ascomycota; Eurotiomycetes; Chaetothyriales; Herpotrichiellaceae. The transcript has 3 exons.